Messenger RNA from Ctenocephalides felis (cat flea), 684 nucleotides. Its product is annotated as conserved oligomeric Golgi complex subunit 6-like. Gene Ontology annotation, biological process: intra-Golgi vesicle-mediated transport. The coding region runs from base 1 to 684 and encodes 227 amino acids. Lineage: Eukaryota; Metazoa; Arthropoda; Insecta; Siphonaptera; Pulicidae. Gene Ontology annotation, cellular component: COG complex. The transcript is spliced from 5 exons. The record is from RefSeq and is a predicted model, not a curated record.
AUGGAUACGAAUAAAGAUAAUACAAUACUUAUUCAACGUGUCAAUAAAAUUUUGGAGACAAGAUUGGACAAUGAUGAGGAGACUUUGGAAGCUCUCAAAAAUCUAUCGACAUUCUAUACAGAGAACACUGCUGAUAAUAGAAGGAACUUGAAGUAUCAAAUUCAAGAACGUACUUUGGCUAUGAAUGAUGAUUUUUUACAAGCAUUCCGAGAAGUUAAACUAGCUCUAGACUCUGUACUGGAAGACGUCAAUAAAAUAGACAACUCUGCACAAAUUAUGCAAGAUCGAUUAAAUCAGACAAAAAGGCAGACCCAUCAACUUAUUGAGCAAACUAAUAGUCUACAAGAUGAAUGUAAGAAUCUAGAAGCCCAAAGAUGUGUAGCAGAAGCCUUUGUAAAACAAUUCCAAUUAUCCCAAGAAGAACUCGAUAGAAUCUAUGGUUCUGGCAAAAAUGAGAUGCCAAUCGAUGAUAACUUCUUCAAAAUCUUAGACAGGAUAAAACAAAUUCGAAACGAAUGCAGAAGCCUCUCACAGUUUGGAUUUAAAGUCAUUUCUGAUAUUAUUGACCAGAUGACUAUACAUGAGGAAGCUGCCUUAGAGAGAUUACACCGGUGGACACAAUCCCAUUGCAGGAAUGAAAGUGAUAAUCCACAAAUUUCUCAAUUAUCGAAGAGCUAUGAAUAA